GGGGAGGGACAACUGACAUAUUUAACCCAGAAAUAAGUCAUAAGAUCUUAAAAUACUGACAUGAUAUGAUUGACCAUAAAAACAAAAGUUACUAAGUAUAGUACUUAAAUACAUAACAUGUAAUACCUUCUUAUGUCGUAUGUCAUGUCAUUCACAGAAUGAUUUCCUAUGAUUGAAUUACAUUCAUUUUGAACAAUACAAUCAAUAUAUGACUGAUUACUAUACUAUAAAUGAUUGUAAUGUACUAAGAAACUAUGUCUUUUUUAUAAGAAAGAAUAAUGAAAAAGAAUCAUCCUUUGCAUUUUUUUUAUCUUUUCAUUGUUCAUUUUCACUUCAAAUGGUGCUAAGAAGAAUCUAGCACGAAAAUUAGAAACAAUACAUCGUUUACAUACAUAUUAUAGAAAUUCUAUUCUACUUUGUAAAGUUCCAACACAACCUCCAGCUGAAGAUAUGGAAGUAUUGCGUUGGAAUGAUAUCUUAGCCAAUAAUGCUCAACAAGUAGCAAAUAAAUGUGAUUUAAAUCUUGAUUUAGUCAAUGAUAGAUUAUUAGAACAUUUUGAAUCGAUUGGACAAAAUGUAGCUGAAUCGGAUACAAUUGAAAAUGCAAUGGAAAAUUGGUUCCGAGAAUAUCAUAAUUAUAAUUAUGAAACAGAUAAAUGUAAUGGAAGUUGUUCAAACUAUAGACAAAUGGUUUGGGCUAAAACUAAACAUAUUGGAUGUGGUCUUAAUAAAUGUAAAAAAAGAAAAUUGAUGAUUGUCUGCAAUUAUUCACCAUCAGCUGAUGAUAAAGGUAAACCUUACGUAAUUGGGGAUCAAAGUCAGUGUUUAUUAAAGGAAUAG
Molecule: messenger RNA, 840 nt
Organism: Schistosoma rodhaini
Lineage: Eukaryota; Metazoa; Platyhelminthes; Trematoda; Strigeidida; Schistosomatidae
Source: the annotation of a GenBank genome assembly